AUGAUGAGUUCUCAAAGCAUGCUGUUAGACAGCGACAUAGAAACAGAGGCAACAGCAGCAGCAGUCAAAAUGAAACUAUUGCAUCAAUUACGCAAUCUGGAAGGUGAUCAGAGAGCCUACCAUGAAGAGUCUGAGCGUACAAUCAUGCGCCAACUACGAGAGCUAAAUACAUUGCAGCGCGAACACGAAAACCUAGCAACAAACAUCGCCCUUGUCACUGCUCCGCAGAAUGUACAAAAGGAUAUUCACGAUUCAACACAGAUAAAGAUGUUGAUGCAAAGCAAAGAGGAGUAUGACUGCCUUGCUGAGCAGGAAAAGAAUCUGAUUGCUAAGCUUGAUGCUCAGAUAAGAGACCAAGAGGAUAAAAUUAAUAAGCAAAAGAUGUCUAUUGGAGGUCUGAGGAGUGCUCAUCAACGACGUAGACAUUUGCAAAGACAAAUACAGACUUUGGAGAACCAACUGAACUUGUCAACUAUAAAGUUUAACACAAUCCUGACUGAAAAUUGGAAGCUUCGUGAAGAAAUUAAUAUCUUGAGGGUUAAUAAAGAAAUUUAUACCAAGCUCUACAAUAAACUCAGUACGAAACUGCAAGAACAAAAAAAAAUAAUGAAAGACAUUGUUGAGGAAUCUGUGCAAGCUUAUGACCAACGGAUGGAGGCAGAAACGAGAAUACAUGCUGUAAAGGAACGGAGUGCAAAAGACAUCCUAUUAUAUAAUACAGAGAUAAAGGAACUAAUGCGUAUUAUUGAUCAUGAGGCAAAACUUAAAGAUUUCAUGCUGAUUAAAUUUCGACAGCUUUCGAGAGAAGAUCAUUCCAAGGACAAAGUUGGUAAGAAAACAGCUCAAGAAAUUGAAUACGAUGCUUAUGAAGAUGUACAUAAUCAACUCAAAAGCCUGACAGGAAAGGACAACCUUCACAAUCUAGGCAGUGAGUUUGUUGCCACAGAGGAGAAGAACUAUGCACUGUUUAAUUUUAUAAAUGAAAUUAAUAUUCAACUGGAACAUAAACAAGAGAAGAUCCAAAAUAUCAAGAAUGAUAUAUUACAAAUUGAAAAUCAACGCAGGGCAAGUGAGGAAGACUUGCAUAAUCGUAUAAAGGAAAUAGAGGAUGCUUUGGAAAAUACAACCCAACAGAUUAAUAAAUACGAAAUUAUGCAAACACAAGUUAACAAAACAUUGGAUGAACUGAAAUCCAGCAUAGAGUCCCUCUCCAAGAAAAUAUCUUGCGACCUAACACCAAUCCAGCAGAAGUUGUGUGGUAACGAAGGCAUCCUGAAUUACAAUGCACUAAAUUACUUGGAGGACUUUGUAGAAAAGGCCAAGAUUGCUUUAAAUCUGAAGGAGAAUCUUAUCAACGGUGUUGGUGACUCUGUUUUGAGAGACACUUUUAAAGAUAUGCCUCUUAAUCAGUUCUGGCUGUCACCUUGUAAGGGAUUCACAGGGUUGUCCCAAAGAGUUGUUAAAAUACUUAUCCAUUUUGCCUCAAUGUCUUCACUCAUUUACAUCAAAAACCAGUUAUUGAAGCUGCUUGACUACAGAGAUUGA
Messenger RNA from Carcharodon carcharias (great white shark), 1545 nucleotides. RefSeq names its product coiled-coil domain-containing protein 63-like. Gene Ontology annotation, cellular component: axoneme. The transcript is spliced from 9 exons. The record is from RefSeq and is a predicted model, not a curated record. The coding region runs from base 1 to 1545 and encodes 514 amino acids. NCBI's taxonomy places the organism in Eukaryota, Metazoa, Chordata, Chondrichthyes, Lamniformes, Lamnidae. Gene Ontology annotation, biological process: outer dynein arm assembly; cilium movement.